AUGCUCGACGAUGUUCAAAUCGAUUUCUAUCUCAAUUAUUGGAUUUGGAAUGUUCGCUACAAUGAAGAACGACGAUCUCGCACUUUUAUACAUGACACAUUUGCGUUUACGAUUCUGCGGGAGAAAAUCGCCAAAAAUUUGCCGCCGAAACCCAAGGUGCUCGAUUUCAAAAAGAAAUGGCCGUUGAUAUUCAAGAAGCAAAAGGCGGAUCUAUUCGAAAAAGAGUUUUGGGUGUUCCCGAUUCAUUUGAAAGAGAUCCGGCAUUGGACAUUGGUUAUUGUUCAUAAUCCAGGAGCUGCGAUACGAAAGUAUAAACACACAUUUGGCAAAGACUGCCGAAUUCUUCUCAUGGACAGUUUGACGAAUCAUCCAAAAUAUCGCGAAUAUUUUGCGAUUGAGCACCCAAAUAUAAUGGAGACGAUUAAAAACUACUUACAAUUACUCGCGGCCUCAUAUGGAUAUUCGGUGUUGAAAAAUCGCAUCAAAAGCGUUAUUUGUUCUGAUAUCACCCAACAGGAAAAUUGUGUUGAUUGCGGAAUUCAUUUACUAGUCAAUGUUGAAUAUUUCACCUAUUUCAAUACUCUUUGGACGGCGUGCGCUACCAAAGAUUUGCACGAAAUGAGGCACGAUGUCGAUAUUGAGUUUAAUUUGAAAACUGGAAAAACUCGAAAAGACUUUCAAGAGCUUUUCACUUAUUUAAAAACUAAUCCCAUUAUUAAUAUAUAA
This is a messenger RNA of Caenorhabditis bovis, 726 nucleotides long. The record is from the annotation of a GenBank genome assembly. NCBI's taxonomy places the organism in Eukaryota, Metazoa, Nematoda, Chromadorea, Rhabditida, Rhabditidae.